UCCCUAUCUCGCUUCGAGUCAGCCUACAACAUUGUUGCUCGUUCCUAAUUCGGUACCACCGGAAAACCGAGUUAUUCCGUUUGCUCUUGUUCUGUAAAACACCAUUGCGAAUCUUUGGCGCUUUGCAGGAGCUCGAUCCGGGCAUCCGUUAUUCUUUAAUGACCCGUUAACUAUCCUAUUCCGAAUAAUCACUCCAACUCCCUUAACAUACGUCCCGGAGGUUUCCUGCCUCUCCACUUCCACAACCGACAUCAUGACCCCUCCAACGAAUGGCACCCGAACGGUGCCUAUCACCAACGGCAAAGUCACAUACGCCGAGAAACACAAGCUACCAGAACACUUCAUUGGUGGCAACAAAUUAGAAAAUGCACCUCCGUCGAAAGUGAAGGAUUUCGUUGCUUCGCACGAUGGACAUACCGUAAUCUCAAACAUCCUAAUCGCCAACAAUGGUAUUGCUGCCGUGAAGGAAAUCCGAUCUGUACGAAAAUGGGCGUACGAAACAUUCGGCGACGAGAGAGCCAUUCAGUUCACGGUUAUGGCAACACCGGAAGAUCUUGCGGCCAACGCGGAUUAUAUCCGAAUGGCUGAUCACUAUGUGGAAGUUCCCGGUGGCACAAAUAACCACAAUUACGCUAACGUGGAGCUGAUUGUGGAUGUCGCUGAACGCAUGAACGUUCACGCUGUUUGGGCUGGAUGGGGACACGCCUCAGAAAACCCUAAGCUUCCAGAGUCUUUGGCAGCAUCACCCAAAAAGAUUGUCUUUAUCGGCCCUCCGGGAUCUGCCAUGCGCUCUCUCGGUGACAAGAUCUCUUCUACUAUCGUUGCACAGCAUGCCCGAGUGCCUUGUAUCCCAUGGUCAGGAACUGGCGUCGACACUGUUGUAGUGGAUGACAAGGGUAUUGUCACAGUUGCUGAUGAAGUAUACAUGAAGGGAUGCGUCAGUUCUUGGGAAGAGGGUCUGGAGAAGGCUAAAGAAAUUGGCUUUCCGGUGAUGAUCAAGGCCUCCGAAGGUGGCGGCGGUAAAGGUAUCCGAAAAGCCAUGUCCGAAGAGGGAUUCGAACAAUUAUACAAUGCCGCAGCGAGUGAAAUUCCUGGUUCUCCGAUCUUUAUCAUGAAGUUGGCAGGCAAUGCUCGACAUUUGGAGGUGCAAUUGCUGGCUGAUCAGUAUGGUAACAAUGUCUCGCUUUUUGGUAGAGAUUGUUCCGUACAACGAAGACACCAGAAGAUCAUUGAGGAGGCACCUGUCACAAUCGCCAAGCCGCCUACAUUCAAGGGCAUGGAAGAUGCUGCUGUGCGACUUGGACGUCUAGUCGGUUACGUCUCCGCCGGAACCGUUGAAUAUCUUUACUCUCACGACGACGACAAGUUCUAUUUCUUAGAGUUGAACCCUCGUCUCCAAGUAGAGCACCCUACUACGGAAAUGGUCAGUGGUGUGAACUUGCCAGUUGCUCAAUUGCAAGUCGCUAUGGGUAUUCCUCUCCACCGAAUUAGCGACAUCCGAUUACUCUAUGGUGUUGACCCUAAACUCACCACCGAGAUCGACUUUGAAUUCAAGGCUCCAGGAAGCGAGAAGACCCAGCGACGACCACAGCCGCGUGGCCACUGCACUGCGUGCAGAAUUACUUCCGAAGAUCCUGGCGAGGGAUUCAAGCCUUCAAACGGUGUGAUGCAUGACCUCAACUUCCGAAGUAGUGCAAACGUUUGGGGUUAUUUCUCUGUCAGUACUGCGUCCAGUAUUCACAGUUUCUCUGACAGUCAAUUCGGUCACAUUUUCGCUUAUGGCGAGAACCGAGCUGCCUCGCGGAAGAACAUGGUAGUUGCCUUGAAGGAGUUGAGCAUUCGUGGUGACUUUAGGACGACCGUCGAAUAUCUAAUUAAACUUCUUGAGACGGAAGCGUUCGAAGAUAACACAAUCACGACUGGCUGGCUUGAUGAGCUUAUUUCAAACAAGCUGACUGCUGAGCGACCGGAUCCCAUGCUAGCUGUCGUCUGCGGAGCCACCACCAAGGCUCAUAUUGCUAGCGAGGCUGUCAUCGCAGAGUACCGGUCUGGCCUUGAGAGAGGUCAAGUGCCCUCUAAGGACAUUCUGAAGACAGUAUUUCCGAUUGACUUCAUUUACGAAGGUCACCGGUAUAAAUUUACUGCUACUCGUGCUGCCGUUGACAGCUACCAUCUCUUCAUUAACGGCUCCAAAUGUUCCGUUGGAGUCCGUGCCCUUAGCGAUGGUGGGCUACUCAUCCUUCUCGAUGGACGUAGUCACAGCGUAUACUGGAAGGAAGAGGUUGGCGCCACCCGUAUUUCCGUCGACAGCAAGACCUGCCUUCUGGAGCAGGAGAACGACCCUACUCAGCUGCGCUCGCCUAGCCCUGGCAAGCUUGUGAAAUACACUGUAGAAAACGGUGAACACGUUAAAGCUGGACAGACGUAUGCUGAGGUUGAGGUUAUGAAGAUGUUCAUGCCUUUGAUCGCCCAAGAAGAUGGUAUCGUGCAGUUGAUUAAGCAGCCUGGCGUCACUAUCGAAGCUGGCGAUAUCCUCGGUAUUCUUGCUCUUGACGACCCCUCUCGCGUCAAGCAAGCGCAGCCAUUCCUUGGACAGCUCCCUGAAUUCGGACCGCCUCAGGUUACGGGCAACAAGCCUGCGCAGAGAUUCGCUUUGACAUAUAACAUCCUUAAGAAUAUCCUCUCGGGUUACGACAACUCCGUCAUCAUGCAACAAACGCUGAAAGAGAUGAUCGAAGUGUUGCGGAACCCCGAGCUCCCAUAUAGCGAAUGGGCAACUCACCAUGCUGCGCUUCACUCUAGGAUGCCGCACAAGCUUGACGUUCAAUUGACUCAAGUGGUUGAUAAGGCCAAGGGUCGCGUUGCAGAGUUCCCCGCUAAGACUUUAUCUAGAACUCUUACGAAGUUCUUGGACGACAACACUACUCCUAGUGAAGCUGACGCGCUGCGAACAACCAUUGCGCCGUUGGUUGAAAUCGUCGACAACUAUGCUGAUGGCCAGAAAGUGCACGAACUUAAUGUUAUCGCGGGCUUCCUCCAGAGCUACGCUGAUAUUGAGACCCGCUUCUCGGGACGGCGAAGCCAGGAUGAGGAAGUAAUCCUAAAGCUUCGUGAAGAGAACAGAGAAGAUUACAUCAAAGUCAUCCAAGUAGUCCUAUCUCACAGUCGCGUCGGCUCAAAGAAUCAUCUCAUCUUGGCCAUUCUGGAUGAAUAUCGCCCGAACAAGCCUAACGUCGGCAAUAUUGGAAAGCACUUAAGACCAGUCCUGCGCAAGCUCACGGAACUCGAGUCGCGUCAGACUGCUAAGGUUUCUCUGAAAGCUCGUGAAAUUCUGAUUCAGUGCGCGCUACCGUCCCUGGAAGAGCGAACCGCUCAAAUGGAACACAUCCUACGUUCUUCUGUUGUUGAGAACAAGUAUGGUGAGACUGGCUGGGAUCACAGAGAGCCCAACCUCGAUAUCAUCAAGGAGGUGGUCGAUUCCAAAUACACCGUUUUUGACGUGUUGGCAUCCUUCUUCGCCCACGAAGAUCCCUGGGUCAAUGCUGCCGCCCUAGAGGUGUACGUCCGCCGAGCCUAUCGUGCGUACAACUUUAAGAAAUUAGAAUACCACGAUGAUGAGACAGACUCGGUCCCUCUAUUCUUGUCUUGGGACUUUUCCUUCCGCAAGGUUGGGCAGACCGAAUUUUCCCUCCCUCUCUCCUCGGCCAAUCCAUCCGUCCCUGGCACUCCUACUACGGAAGCUCCCCCCCCUUUCAAUCGGAUUAGCUCUGUUAGUGACAUGUCUUAUCUAAAGCACCGUACUGAUGAGGAACCCACCCGCAAGGGUGUUGUUGUGCCUUGCAGGUACUUGGAUGAUGCCGACGAAAUGCUCCAGAAGGCUCUGGAAGUAAUACCGACCAAGAAGCGUGCCGUGCUUAUCCCUGAUCUCACUGGCAAGCGCAAAUCAUUUGCCCAGAAGCCUAUAGAGGAGGAGCUAACCAACGUGGUUAAUGUCGCGGUUCGUGAUGUUGAGUCUUAUGAUGACCAAGACAUUCUGAGCCGCAUUCGCUCCAUAAUCGAUUCGUUGAAGCAUGAUUUCAUUAAUCACCGGGUCCGCCGUGUUACAUUUGUCUGUGGUCACAAUGAUGGUUCAUACCCAGGCUACUACACUUUCCGUGCCCCCGAGUUCUUGGAAGACGACAGCAUUCGUCAUGUCGAGCCCGCUUUGGCCUUCCAGCUGGAACUUGCGCGCCUCGCCAAAUUCAAGAUAUCCCCCGUGUUCACUGAGAACAAGAAUAUUCACGUGUACGAAGGCAUCGGCAAAGGCGUUGACACCGACAAGAGAUACUUCACGCGUGCUGUCAUUCGUCCUGGUCGCCUUCGGGAUGACAUCCCCACCACGGAAUACCUUGUCUCUGAGACUGACCGAGUCAUUAAUGAUAUUUUCGAUGCCCUUGAAAUCAUUGGAAACAACAACUCUGACUUGAACCACAUGUUCUUGAAUUUCACACCGGUCUUCCAGCUGAAGCCUCAAGAGGUUGAGCAGUCCCUCCAGGGCUUCCUAGACAGAUUUGGCCCCCGCGGCUGGCGUCUUCGUGUGUCUCAAGUCGAGAUUCGCAUUAUCUGCACGGAUGCAUCCACGGGUAUGCCUUAUCCUCUACGUGUUAUCAUCACGAACACCUCUGGAUAUGUCAUCCAAGUCGAAAUCUACGCAGAGAGAAAGUCCGAGAAGGGUGAAAUGGUCUUCUACUCCAUCGGUGGCACUACAAAGAUUGGGUCAAUGCAUCUACUACCCGUCUGCUCCCCGUACCCGACGAAGAAUUGGCUCCAACCCAAGCGUUACAGGGCGCAUUUGAUGGGUACCCAAUACGUGUACGAUUUCCCCGAGCUUUUCAGGCAAGCCGUUGAAAACACUUGGACGAAGAUUACCUCAACACUACCGUCCUUGGCCGUCAAGAAGCCUGCCCAGGGUGAAUGCAUCGACUACAGUGAACUUGUUCUCGAUGAUCGCGAUAAGUUAAUCGAGGUUUCUCGAGAACCUGGUACUAACACGUGCGGUAUGGUCGGUUGGGUCAUCAAUGCCCGCACCCCUGAGUACCCCACUGGAAGAAAAUUCGUUGUCGUUGCCAACGAUAUCACCUACAAGAUCGGAUCCUUCGGUCCCAAGGAAGACCACUUCUUCAACAAGUGCACAGAGUUGGCUCGUAGCAUGGGUAUCCCUCGCAUUUACCUUUCAGCUAACUCUGGUGCACGACUGGGUGUUGCUGACGAGUUGAUCCCGCACUUCAAGGUUGCUUGGAACGAUCCAGAGAAACAAGAGUCAGGCUUCAAGUACCUCUACCUAGAUGCCGAUGCCAAGAAGCGAUUUGAAGAUGGCGCUAGGCGAGACGUUAUCACCGAAGAGAUUACCGAAAUCGGAGAGACUCGCUACAAGAUUGUCGCCGUUGUUGGUGCCGAGGAUGGUCUGGGUGUUGAAUGCUUAAGAGGCUCCGGUCUCAUCGCCGGUGCUACCAGCCGUGCUUACAACGAUAUCUUCACUGUCACGCUCAUUACGUGCAGAUCGAUUGGUAUCGGUGCUUACCUUGUCCGCCUUGGCCAGCGUGCCGUUCAGAUUGAAGGUCAGCCCAUCAUCCUCACUGGUGCUCAGGCUCUCAACAACUUGCUUGGUCGCGAAGUAUACACCUCAAACUUGCAACUUGGUGGUACCCAAAUCAUGUACCGCAAUGGUGUAUCGCACUUAACGGCCAAUGAUGACUUCGCCGGUGUCUCUAAGAUCGUUGAAUGGUUGUCCUUUGUUCCCGCCCAGCGCAAUCUCCCUGUACCUAUCCUACCUAGCCUUGACCCUUGGGACCGUGAGAUCAUCUACACCCCGCCAAACAAGCAGCCUCAUGAUGUCAGAUGGCUCAUCGCUGGUAAGCAAGAUGAGGAUAGCUUCCAACCUGGUCUCUUCGACAAGGACUCUUUCGUCGAGACACUUGGUGGCUGGGCCCGCACUGUAGUCGUCGGUCGUGCUCGCCUUGGCGGUAUCCCAAUGGGUGUUAUUGCCGUCGAGACCCGAACUGUGGAGAACAUCACUCCCGCCGACCCUGCGAACCCCGACUCCGUCGAGCAGGUCAGCAACGAAGCCGGCGGUGUUUGGUACCCUAACUCCGCGUUCAAGACUGCCCAAGCCAUUAACGACUUCAACCAUGGUGAGCAGCUUCCUUUGAUGAUCCUUGCCAACUGGCGUGGUUUCUCCGGCGGCCAGCGCGACAUGUACAACGAGGUUCUGAAGUAUGGUUCAUACAUCGUCGACGCACUUGUCAAGUUCGAGCAGCCGAUCUUCGUAUAUAUUCCCCCCUACGGUGAGCUCCGCGGUGGCUCCUGGGUUGUGGUUGAUCCAACAAUCAACCCCGUCGCCAUGGAAAUGUACGCCGACGUCGAGUCCCGCGCUGGUGUCUUGGAACCGGAGGGUAUCAUCGGUAUUAAGUACAAGAAAGAGAAGCAGCUUGAGACCAUGGCUCGCUUAGAUCCUUCUUAUGCUGCGCUCAAGAAGCAGGCCGCCGAUACCAACCUCUCCAAGGAAGAACUUUCCGUGAUCAAGGAGAGGAUGGCAGAACGUGAGAGGCAACUAUUGCCUAUCUACGCCCAGAUCAGCAUCCAGUUCGCUGACCUGCACGACCGGGCCGGCCGCAUGAAGGCCAAGGGCACCAUUCGGGAAGCCCUUGAGUGGAAGGACACUCGUCGGUUCUUCUACUGGCGUGUGCGCAGACGUCUCAAUGAAGAGCACAUCCUUAAGCGUAUGGCUGCUGCCUCGACUUCUGACAAGCCGACUGACUCGAACGGCGCUGAAGCUACAGAAAAUCGCCAGCACCAUCUCCGCCUACUCGCCGCUUGGUCUGGUAUCGCCAACUUUGACCGCAGCGAUCGGGAUGUAGUAACCUGGUACGAAGAGAACGCGCAGACGAUCGAGGCUAAGAUCCAGCAGAUCAAGUCUGACGCUGUCUCGAGGGAGAUGGCCGACCUCGUAAGAGCUAACAAAUCCUCAGCUCUCAAGGGCCUAAAAGACAUGCUCCACAUGAUGCCCGUUGCCGAACGGGAAGAGAUCAUGAAAUACCUGAAGUAAAUCGUUGGGGUAUACGAACUUGUAUGAUGGCGGUUGGGGUUUUAGGGGUAUUAUAGGGAUUGAUGAGGUUACAGGUAUAGACAAUGAAUAAAGACGAUCACACAAUGUAUAGGUAGAGAGAUAUCUAGUUGGUUUGAUUAUGGUUGGCGAUUGUUUUUCUAUGCUUUUUUAUUACCGGCGU
Annulohypoxylon maeteangense is the source of this 7265-nucleotide messenger RNA. RefSeq names its product acetyl-CoA carboxylase. Gene Ontology annotation, biological process: fatty acid biosynthetic process. The coding region runs from base 254 to 7084 and encodes 2276 amino acids. Gene Ontology annotation, molecular function: ATP binding; acetyl-CoA carboxylase activity; metal ion binding. The record is from RefSeq and is a predicted model, not a curated record. The transcript has 4 exons. Lineage: Eukaryota; Fungi; Ascomycota; Sordariomycetes; Xylariales; Hypoxylaceae.